This is a messenger RNA of Hemicordylus capensis (graceful crag lizard), 1489 nucleotides long. RefSeq names its product arylacetamide deacetylase-like 4. Gene Ontology annotation, cellular component: membrane. NCBI's taxonomy places the organism in Eukaryota, Metazoa, Chordata, Lepidosauria, Squamata, Cordylidae. Bases 1 to 1233 code for a protein of 410 amino acids. The record is from RefSeq and is a predicted model, not a curated record. The transcript is spliced from 4 exons. Gene Ontology annotation, molecular function: carboxylic ester hydrolase activity.
AUGGAGUUAGCCUAUACAUGUUGGGGCAUCAUUUUACACAUACUGGUGGUUCCUUUUGCCGUACUGAUAGCUUGGGCCAUUUAUUAUGAUCUCUCCAAGUCAGAGAUCCCUCCUGGAAUUGACCAACCUAUGAAGCUCCGUCUCCUUCAUUGGAUCAUGAUUAUUUCAUCUUCUCUGGGAAAGAUUCUGGAGAAUCUAUGCCUCUGCACUGAAAUUCACUUCGUCCGCUACACACAAGAAGGCAAGAAACGAGGGGAGGACCCUAAACUCAUCAUCCAGGACCUCACAUUUGAUGACAUCCCUGUGAGGGUUUAUCAGCCAAGAGGACCCAAGACAGAGCAAAGGAGGAGAGGCGUCAUCUUUUUCCAUGGGGGAGGCUGGAUGUUUGGCAGUAUCAAUUCCUACGAUCAUGUGUGCCGCUACAUUGCCAAAGAAAGUGAUUCAGUGCUUGUGUCUGUUGGGUAUCAUUUGGCACCCGAGCAGAAAUAUCCAUCACAGUUUAAGGAUUGCCUGGCUGCCAGCAUACAUUUUAUGAAGACUGCUGAAGAUUACGGAGUGGAUCCCGCCAGCAUUAUCAUCAGCGGGGACAGUGUCGGAGGCAAUUUUGCGGCCUCUGUUUGCCAAGCCCUGGUGAGCAGAUCUGACCUCACCCCUCCAUGUGCCCAGAUCUUGAUAUAUCCCGGUCUCCAAGCCAUAGACUUCAACCUGCCUUCUUACCAACAAAACCGGGCAGUCCCCAUCUUGUACCGGGAGCAUGUGGUUGGCUCUGCCUUGCAGUAUCUCAAUAAGGAUUUGUCGGUGUUAGACAGUGUGAUGCAAGGGUGCCACGUUCCUAGUGAUGUCAAAAGGAAGUUUGGGAAGUGGAUCAACUCGGAGAACAUCCCAAGCGAGUUUAAGGCCAGAGGCUACACACCGCCUUUGACCUCUUCCUUCGCGGAUGACGUCUACGAGGUGGUGAAGCAAGCUUUGGAGCCAACCUUCUCUCCGCUUAUGGCCGAAGAGACCAUUGUUAGCCAGCUCCCCAAGACUUGCAUUCUAACCUGUGAGUACGAUGUCUUAAGAGAUGAUGGCAUCCUCUACAAGAAACGGCUGGAGGACAACGGGGUGCCCGUCACGUGGUGCCACAUUGAGGAUGGGUUCCAUGGGGUGAUAUGUCUGUUUGAUGGCUUUUUGGCCUUUCCUUCUGGCAAAAAGGGAGUGGACAGCAUUGUAAGGUUCCUAAAGGACUUGUAAAGAUGGUUUUGACUAAAUUCUAUAUGUGUUCCUUGGUUCAUACUUAAAAACAUGAUUUUAACAUGGUUUUAUUUACUUUAAAAGAGGGACCAUAGCUCUGAGGUAGAGCUAACACUUUGCUUGUAUAAAGUUCCAAGAAAGCAUGGAAUUUAGCCAUCAGAAAGGUAUAAUGGUAGUAAUGAGACCAAGCUCUCAAAGGGAGCCAGUGCAGUGGUCAGAGCAUCAUAAGAACAGCCCUGCUGGAUCAAGCUCAAGG